AUGGAGCAGCGGCUGCGGGUGCUCCAAGCUCUGGCUUCCAGUCCAAUGCUGGCUCCCACGCUCGGGCCUCUCUGCAGCCCAGCAGGCUCGCCGACCUCCCACCUAGCGUGUUUGCACACGGACCACCAGGCUGAGAGAUGUCACGUGCAACAUACUCAAGCUGCUCAGGAUGGGAGUCCUCUGGCCUCCAGUUCUGCCCCUCCAGAGGCUGUCUCUGAGCAGAGAACCAGGAGGAGUCUCGUUCCUGCAGCCGCCCAGGACAGCAGCGCCCUGGCCUCCAAUCCCACCUCCUCGGAAGUCGUCUCCAAGCUGAAGUCCUGGAAGAAGCGCAGUCAGAGGAGGAACAUGUGGACCGUCACUCAUGUUGAGGGAACGAAACUCAGGUUCAGCAAGAGAAGAUCCAGUUAUCGUGCAGAAGACCAAGAGGCCUUCUACCGGCUUCUGGAGGACCCUGUUAUCCAGAGCUUCUUGAAAGCUGAUAGUUUCCUGCAAGUGUCUGACAAGUACCUGCUCUCCAUGGUGGUGGAGUACUUCGGCCGUGUCGGGCUGCCUGGUCACCUCUACAACAGGAUCCACUUCUUCCUGGCCCUCUACAUCGCCUCCGACAUGGAGGAGGACAACCCCACGGCCAAGCAGAGCAUCUUCCCGUUCCUGCUGGGCAGAGAGCACUGGCAGCACCUCUACAAGAAGUUCCUCCAGCUGAAGGUGGAAUUCUUCUGUGCCAUGGAGUACCGAGCCUGGGUCACCCGGGAAUUGUGUGAGGAGAUCCAGGCCCAGAACCCACAUCACUGGGUCUGGAGUCGGGUGCGCCCUGGCGCCCCCUAG
Messenger RNA from Mesoplodon densirostris (Blainville's beaked whale), 825 nucleotides. RefSeq names its product speedy protein E4-like. The record is from RefSeq and is a predicted model, not a curated record. Gene Ontology annotation, biological process: positive regulation of cyclin-dependent protein serine/threonine kinase activity. The transcript has 9 exons. Gene Ontology annotation, molecular function: protein kinase binding. Lineage: Eukaryota; Metazoa; Chordata; Mammalia; Artiodactyla; Ziphiidae. Bases 1 to 825 code for a protein of 274 amino acids.